Theileria orientalis strain Shintoku is the source of this 1620-nucleotide messenger RNA. RefSeq lists its product as uncharacterized. The coding region runs from base 1 to 1620 and encodes 539 amino acids. The record is from RefSeq and is a predicted model, not a curated record. Lineage: Eukaryota; Apicomplexa; Aconoidasida; Piroplasmida; Theileriidae. Gene Ontology annotation, biological process: proteolysis. The transcript has 2 exons. Gene Ontology annotation, molecular function: serine-type endopeptidase activity.
AUGCCAAUUCUAGUACCGGAGACUUUUGAUUCCGAAGACAGCAAUGUACAACAAAAACCAAAUUUUGAAAUUUACGGGACCAAAACGCAGAACGUCCUUAAAAAUGAGUUUGAUGAGGCCUUAUUUCCAAUCAGAAUAAUGGUCACCUCGCAGAAAAAGCGCCGUUCAUUUUUACAAAUGGGUGCCACGUUGAGAGAAACUGUCGAGUCUGCUCCAGUUAACAAGUUUGAACACUUAGCCAACGUCGAUUCAUAUAUGAUUGAAAUGUCUGAAGAUUGCUCAAGGGAAGAUUUGGAUUCGCUGAUAAAGGAUAUUAAAGAAUUAGGGUGCGACGUUGAAUUUGACACACUAGCACAGUCAGCAGUACAAUCGGUUCGUCAAACAAUUCCAGAUAGACCAAACACUAAAAAUAAACAGAAUGGUAUCAAGUAUAACAAAAAACAGUGGUAUAUUCCCGAGAUGAACGUAGAAAAUGCCUGGAAAGAAGUGACCGGUGCUGACACCAGGGACGUAAAGGUGUGUGUGAUAGACUCAGGUCUAGACUACAUCAAAGAGUUUACAGGCAGGCUCGCAGUGGAGGAGAAUGAACAAAACAACACAGAUAGCAAAGAAUCAACUUCUGUUCUGAAUAAAAGCACCGAUUCAAAGAAGGAAGAAAACUUGAGCACUUUGGUGUCUGCCAACUUUGUUGAUGAAAACUUUGAUCCCAUGGAUAAACUUGGCCACGGAACGCACCUGUCCAGCAUCAUUUCUUCGAGGUACGGGAGAUCCAACGUUGCAGGCAUAAGCCCAUCUGCACUAAUAAUUCCUUGCAAGGCGUUUGAUAGCGUCCGCGAAAUUAGACUGUCAAACAUUGUGAGGUGCAUCGACUUUUGCCUCUAUUAUGAAGCUGAGAUUCAGAACCACAGCUGGAUCUCCAACAAACAGCUAAAGUUCCUCAGAAGGGCAUUCGAGACUGCCCACAAAAGGGGCGUGAUAAUGGUGGUUCCAGCUGGAAACGUCGAGUCGCCUAACAAACCAUCGUUCCUCAGGAGACAUUACCGUCGAGUCCUGCACUACGACUUGCUGAACAUCGACAUGUCCUGCCAGUUCCCCGCCUCCUAUUCCCGAAUGUUCCCGAAUGUGAUCUCGGUUUCAAACCUCAUGAGGUUGGACAAAACCAAGUCCAAGGACAUGGUUGUCACGUGCAUGAUGAAUCACGGCAAGCACUGUGAAGACCUGGGCGACUUGGGCCUGAACGAGCAGUCCAUGUACGGAGAGAUGACUGUUCAGGUCGCAGCUCCAGGAACAAACAUUUACUCCGUCUUUUUGCCCGGUUCACACGCCUUUGUCACAGGAACUUCAAGCGCGACCGCGAUGGUCACUGGCAUAUUGAGCAUAAUCAAGUCUAUUUUCCCCAAGUCUCAGAGCCACUUAGACAUCCACAACGAUUUCAUUAAAACUGUUCAAAUUUUGCGCGAGUCGGUUCGUCCAGUUCCUGACCUUAAGGGCAAGGUAGGUUGGAGGGGCUUUCCCGACUGCGAAGUGGCUGUGAAACUCACCAUGAAAUUCUUACAAGGCUUAAAGAAAACGCCAAUCAAGCCCAGGUCUCGGCGUCGACUUUCAAGGAAGCUUCUGUAA